This is a messenger RNA of Rotaria sp. Silwood2, 594 nucleotides long. NCBI's taxonomy places the organism in Eukaryota, Metazoa, Rotifera, Eurotatoria, Philodinida, Philodinidae. The record is from the annotation of a GenBank genome assembly.
AUGGAUUGCAUCUUUUUUUUUCUUAAUUUAGAUACAAGUGGAGAUGGAGGAGGUGCAACCGGAGCUAUCAUUGGAGGUGUAGUUAGUGGUGUGGUUGGCCUUAUAAUUCUCAUACCUUGCUGUUUGAUUAUAAGUGGUGGACUCACAUUUCCGUGCCUAAAAGGUCGACCAUUACGUUCAAGUAGUGUUUACAUUAAUAGUGGAGGUGCAUGGAGAUAUCAUUUAAGCGAUUCCAUCUUUAUAUCAGGUACAUUUUCAAGUUAUUAUUAUCAAUAUGGGAGAUAUCAUGGACCAUUUAAGAUAAACCUUGCAUUCUAUCCAGAAGCUAACUAUGUUGUUCAUGGAGGAGGAACAGAUGAUAUAGGGACUUAUGUUAUAACAGGUAUUUAUUCGCCAAGAACUCUUCGAAUGAGUUUGAAAAAACAAUAUCAAUCUGGAACAGUUGAUCCACGAGAAGAUUUGGGUCAUAUAGUGACAAUUCAGGUAGAAUGGAACCAUUAUAAUCAACAGUUUGAAGGCAAAUAUUAUCUUCGAACAAGACUACAUAAAGAUGAAAAUCAAUUUGUAAUUCGAUAUGAAGGUGCAUCAGGUUAA